GACAGACAGAGACAGACAGACAGACAGACAGACAGAGAGAGAGAGAGAUGCGGUUGCAGCACACCCACUCCCGCCUCCCUGAUGAUGAAGCCUCCCACACCGGCUCCUUGCCGUCGCUCACUGCGCGUGACCGCCGGCUGGUCUCCCGCUCCGUCUCCACGCAUCUCUCUCUCGGAAUGGCUUAACUGCCUCUUCGUUGCCUGCCUCAGCCACCUGCACGGCCCGCAUCGUCUUCACCGCAGCGGCUGAACCAGCUUUGCUAUGAGUCCGUCCAUGUUUGGUGAUUUUUAACACCUAAUUCAGGAGGAAGAUAACAGCGUUUACUGCGAAUAAAUCUGUUGUGAUGUGAUGCCUUGGGAAUAAAUGACUCAAAGACAGGAUACAUGGAGACAACAAAAGACUGCGCCUGGGAGAAACUUGUGCAAGGGAAAUCGUCGGGACGUCCCCGGAGAAGAUGGCAUUCUGGAGGCGAACUACUCAUGUCGAGAAGGAACGCCAUGUGAAAGCCAAUGCACGGGAUUACAAUGACAAGUUCUCUUAUGCUGACAAUCGCAUCAAAACCUCAAAGUACAACGUCUUCACCUUCCUGCCCAUCAACUUGUUUGAGCAGUUCCUGCGGGUGGCAAAUGCUUACUUCUUAGUGCUGUUGAUACUGCAGCUGAUUCCAGCAAUUUCCUCUCUGUCCUGGUUCACAACCAUCGUGCCUUUGGUGUUGGUGCUGCUAAUCACGGCUGUGAAGGAUGCGACGGAUGACUAUUUCAGACACAAGAACGACCAGAAAGUCAACAGCCGCCAAUCUCAGGUUCUCAUCAGAGGAAGUUUGCAGAAUGAGAAAUGGAUGAACGUUCGAGUGGGAGAUAUCAUCAAACUAGAGAAUAAUCAGUUUGUUGCUGCAGACAUCCUCCUCCUCUGUAGCAGUGAACCCCACGGACUAUGUUACAUAGAGACUGCAGAGCUGGAUGGAGAGACAAAUCUGAAAGUUCGUCAGGCUUUGACCGUCACCUCAGAUUUGGGAGAUGUUACCAAACUGAUGGACUUUGAUGGAGAAGUCAUUUGUGAACCACCCAACAACAAGCUGGAUAAAUUCACAGGAACUUUAUACUGGAGAAACAAUAAGUACCCUCUGGAUAACGAAAAGAUGCUGCUGCGAGGUUGUGUACUCAGAAACACUGAGUGGUGCUUUGGAAUGGUUAUCUUUGCUGGGUCGCAAACCAAACUGAUGCAGAACUGUGGAAGGACUACAUUUAAAAGAACGAGUAUUGAGAAACUGAUGAACACUUUGGUUUUGUGGAUCUUUGCCUUCCUCAUUUGCAUGGGAGUCAUUCUGGCCAUUGGAAACACCAUUUGGGAGAGUUGGAUUGGCAGAAACUUCCAGGUAUUUUUGCCAUGGGAUGAGUUUCAGAACAGUGCCGUGUUCUCUGGCUUCCUCACCUUCUGGUCUUACAUCAUCAUCCUCAACACCGUUGUGCCCAUCUCACUGUACGUCAGUGUGGAGGUUCUGCGGCUCGGUCACAGUUACUUCAUUAACUGGGACCAGAAGAUGUACUACAGUCAGUCGGACUCUCCGGCAGAAGCUCGCACCACCACCCUGAACGAGGAGCUGGGCCAAGUGGAGUUCAUCUUCUCCGACAAGACGGGCACCCUCACCCAGAAUAUCAUGGUCUUCAGCAAGUGCUCCAUUAACGGACAGACAUAUGGUGAUGUGUAUAAUGAGUUUGACCAGAAGGUGGAAAUUACAGAGAAAACAGCCCGUGUGGACUUUUCUUUCAACCCUCUCUACGACAAAAGGUUUAAGUUUUAUGACAGCAGCCUCGUUGAAGCCAUUAAACUGGAGGAUCCUGCAGUGCAGGAGUUCUUCAGACUGCUGGCUUUGUGCCACACAGUCAUGCCAGAGGAGAAGAGUGAAGGACACUUGGUGUACCAGGCUCAGUCGCCUGACGAGGGAGCGUUGGUCACUGCAGCACGAAACUUUGGGUUUGUCUUCCGCGCCCGAACCCCCGAGACCAUCACGCUGUGUGAGAGGGGACGAGCUGUCACCUACCAGCUGCUGGCCAUACUGGACUUCAACAACGUGCGCAAGAGAAUGAGUGUCAUUGUGAGAAAUCCACAGGGGCAGAUUAGACUCUACUCUAAAGGAGCUGACACUGUUAUCUUUGACCUUCUGGAUCCAGCUAGUGAAGACCUCAUGCACACUACCUCAGAACAUCUCAGUGAAUUUGCAGGAGAAGGGCUUCGAACGUUAGCUCUGGCCUACAAAGAUCUCAACGAAGAUCAUUUUGAAGUCUGGAUGAAGAAGCUUCAGUUCGCCAACACCGUCAUCGAGAACCGCGAGGAUCAGCUGGCUGUUCUCUAUGAAGAAAUCGAGCAGGGCUUGAUGCUUCUAGGUGCCACAGCGAUCGAGGACAAACUUCAGGAUGGUGUCCCAGAAACCAUCGCAUGUCUAAGUCUAGCCGACAUCAAGAUCUGGGUCCUCACAGGAGACAAACUAGAGACCGCGAUGAACAUUGGCUACUCCUGCAACAUGCUGCGAGACGACAUGAACGAGGUGUUUGUUAUCUCUGGCCACACGCCGCCGGAGGUGCAGCGGCAACUCAGGAGCGCCAAAGAGCACAUUCUGGGUGUGAGUCGAGUAAGCAGUGCAGGAGAUGUUGAGAAGACAGAUAUGUAUGCAGAUGACUCUGUGUCUGAAGAAACAAUUAUUGCAGAGUAUGCCUUGGUCAUCAAUGGACACAGUUUAGCUCAUGCUCUGGAGCCUCAGCUGGAGCUCAUCCUGCUGGACCUGGCCUGUCUGUGUAAAACAGUCAUCUGCUGCCGCGUCACUCCGAUGCAGAAAGCCCAAGUGGUGGAGCUGGUGAAGAGGCACAAGAAGGCCGUCACUCUGGCUAUUGGGGAUGGAGCCAAUGACAUCAGCAUGAUCAAGACUGCUCACAUCGGCGUGGGCAUCAGCGGUCAGGAGGGGAUGCAGGCGGUUCUGGCGUCGGAUUUCUCCUUUGCUCAGUUUCGGUACCUGCGGCGGCUCCUGCUGGUCCACGGACGCUGGUCCUACUUCCGCAUGUGUAAUUUCCUGUGCUAUUUCUUCUACAAGAACUUUGCCUUCACGUUGGUACACUUCUGGUACGGUUUCUUCUGUGGUUUCUCAGCUCAGACUGUGUAUGACCAGUGGUUCAUUACCCUUUUCAAUAUAGUUUAUACGUCUCUACCAGUUCUGGCGAUGGGACUUUUUGAUCAGGAUGUCAAUGACCAGAACAGCCUUCGCUACCCGAGCCUGUACAAACCCGGCCAGCAAAACCUUCUCUUCAACAAACGGCAGUUUUUCCUGUGCGCACUGCAGGGUAUGGCCACCUCAUUCCUGCUCUUCUUUAUUCCCUAUGGAGCCUUCUCUGUCAUGGUGAAAGAGGACGGCUCCCACUUUUCUGACCAACAGGCGUUUGCUGUCACCACAGCAACAUCCCUGGUCAUUGUUGUAAGUGUUCAGAUUGGACUCGACAAACACUACUGGACAGCUGUCAAUCACCUCUUCGUUUGGGGCAGCCUGACAGUGUACUUUGCCAUAUUAUUUACACUGCAAAGCGAUGGCAUAUUUGGAAUAUUACCAAGUAAUUUCUCAUUCAUCGGUGCAGCCCGCAACUGUCUGUCAGAGAAGAGUGUGUGGUUGGUCAUUCUGCUCACCACCGUGGUGUGUGUGGUGCCCGGCUUAGCGGUCAGCUUCCUGAGAGUCAACCUCUUCCCAACUCUAACAGAUAAGGUUCGCCAUCUGCAACAGUCCAGAAAGAAGGAAGGACCUCAGGAGCAGAACCUGAGGCGAGUACGCCGGACGAGCUCCCGCCGCUCUGCCUACGCCUUCUCCCAUCAACAGGGAUACGGAGAACUGAUCACCUCAGGCAAAAACAUGAGGAUGAGCGCUGUGUUGUCUGGCGGCUCUCCCGGGGGAACCGCACUCAGUUCCACCUGGAUAGAAAAUGUGUUGAAGAGAAGGAACGAAGUGUCUUGCGCCUCUGAUGAAAACACGGGGAUGCCAGAGAGCAGCCAGAGACAGCACAGAGACUGAACCUGACCAACAGAUACUGUACACACUGUACGAUAACAUGGAUCAGGUACAAAUACUGUGAUAUGUACACGGUAUGAGUGUCCUUCAUUUGGGUGAAUUCGAAUCCAACAACCCCGACGUACCUCGUUUUUUUAUUAGAGUGAAUCACGCGUACUCUGUUGAAUCUUAAAGGCCGAUCAAAACAUGAUCAUCUAGAGGAAAAAAUGUCUUAUUUAUCAUACAAAAUAUUCAUUUAAAGUCAGCUUGACAAUAGCAAGUUAUAUUUUGCAUGAGUAGCUAACGUUAAAGAAAUAUUUGUCAGGUGGAUGUGUAGAUUCGCUAUAAUUUUCAUGGCAUUUCUGAAUAGUAAAGAAAGGUUGGGACGUUAAGAGGAACGUUUAGCUGUCACAAACAAGCUAAAAUAAAGGAAGCCACAGGCACCAGUACAAAGAGUACGAAUGCAGAAAAACUGAUUAGACUUCCAUCUGUAAAGCCUAUGCACCAAAACCCUCCCCUCAACUUACAUCCAAAGUGCUAAAACACAAGCGUUUUUUUUGUAAAUACUGACGUAAAGCUGCUGAAUACAGCGAUAAGCACAAAUGAAAUUUUGACUUGAAUACACUCUGGAAACCUCAGAUAUGGUUCAUGUAAUGCUAUCAUUCUGAGACACUUUUUCUGUGCUGUGCCUUAUGGUUCCGGUUAAAAGAUCAUUUUCUCUUUGGUUUGAGUUCAUCCAAACAAAUCUGAAAAUCUGGAAUGCAUGGCUUGAAUGUCAUAUCCUCUAAAACAUCCUCUUUAAAAUACUGAUUUACCUCUCACUGUAAAUCUCAUUUAAAUACAGCAUUUCAAUGAUCAUUAUUAAUCUCCCAACAUGAUGUUCCCCGCUUCAGAAUGACUAAAACAAAAUGGAAAUUAGCUUUAAAAACCUUGAGUAUUUCAACCAACAACAAUAGUAUCCUCUCCUCAUCAAAUGUUUACUUGAUAUUUGACCAGAGGAAAUGUGAUAAAGCUCCCUGAACAGAUUUAAAAGCACAAAGCUGCAGUUACAUUCAGUGCAGUGCAGAAACAUGUGCCUUAGACCACCGAGCCUCCACCAUCACUGCUCUCUAAUCAAAGUGAAAACUGAUCCUGCUCAGCAUGUCACCUUCUAAUCAACUCUGAUUUCUCUGUGGCUCACACAACUUUAAAACAGCCAGAAGAAACAUGUGAUGCCAGAAAAUAUUCAGCACAUUUAAUUAUUCAUGAUUUUUUUUAACCUCGUUAUGUUCAUGUAAAAAAAUGUUUAGUUUU
Molecule: messenger RNA, 5317 nt
Organism: Scatophagus argus
Lineage: Eukaryota; Metazoa; Chordata; Actinopteri; Scatophagidae
Gene: atp8b4
Product: ATPase phospholipid transporting 8B4
Exons: 28
Coding region: 455-4048 (1197 amino acids)
Biological process (GO): Golgi organization; phospholipid translocation
Cellular component (GO): plasma membrane
Molecular function (GO): ATP hydrolysis activity; ATPase-coupled intramembrane lipid carrier activity; ATP binding
Source: RefSeq, a predicted model, not a curated record